Messenger RNA from Trypanosoma brucei brucei TREU927, 1266 nucleotides. RefSeq lists its product as hypothetical. Gene Ontology annotation, cellular component: cytoplasm. The record is from RefSeq and is a predicted model, not a curated record. NCBI's taxonomy places the organism in Eukaryota, Euglenozoa, Kinetoplastea, Trypanosomatida, Trypanosomatidae. Bases 1 to 1266 code for a protein of 421 amino acids. The transcript has a single exon. Gene Ontology annotation, molecular function: inositol-3,4,5,6-tetrakisphosphate 1-kinase activity; ATP binding; inositol-1,3,4-trisphosphate 6-kinase activity. Gene Ontology annotation, biological process: inositol trisphosphate metabolic process.
AUGGAAGACGCGGUAGAGGCGCACCGCACUGGGUUGGUGGUGGCCCUCUGCGGUUCCGAAAAGAAACACCGACAGUCGUUUGAAAAAAUCCGACGGUACGCUGAAGGCAUAAGAAACGAAAGUGGUAAGAAUGGUACACCUACCUUUGGCGGUGGACGCACCUUUGUCUUUGUUGAUAUGAAGUACGAUGCCCACAACCGCGAGAUGAUCACCGACGAUGAUGAUAUGAAAGUGGAUGUAGUUCUUCACAAGUUGAGUACGCUGCCGCCAGAGGCCUUCGGUGCGCUUUUGAAGUGGUGUGAGGCAACAUCAGCAAAGCGACGACAGAAACGGUUACCACCCGUUGUUGUAAUCGACCCUCCUAACGCGGCGCGAGUCGUUAUGAAGCGUUCCACAUUGGCCAAAGCUCUUGAGGGUCGACCGGUACCAUCACUUUUCCUGACACCCCGUUCGUGGUUUUGUUCUUGUGGUGGUGGAGCGCUGGAACCACUUGGGUGGCGGGACACUGAUUCCACCGUGACCCCCGAUACCACAGAGGGCAGCUGUGAGUGGUGGAUCACCAAAACAGAUCUUAGCACAGGUCCAUCCUACACUCAUCGCAUGGUCGUAUGGCAGGGACCAGUUCCAACAAAUGGCAUACCCCAAGCAGUGAUGAAACUCCUGCCCUCUGAGUCGCAAACGUACAUUGUCCAGAAGUUUUUCUUGAGUGCCCUUCCCUUUGUUCUGAAGGUGUACUGUGUGAGAGAAUACGUGGCCAUUCGAGCGGUUUCAGCCUUUUCAUUGUUACGUGCUUUGCUGGACGGCUAUUCUUCCAUAAACAGCAACAGUGAAGGUUUUCAACCUGUCUGUAUCGAUUCCCAAAAGAUAUUUGCAAAUAAGGAUGUGUGGGAUCAGCAAAACCCACAGUUAGCGCAGCAUUGGCAGCGUUAUCUUAUUGAGGGCGGGGAAGCCCACACCCAGUGCAAGGCGAUUGCUGCUCAACUGUCGCAGACGUUGCAACUGUCGCUUUUCGGUUUUGAUUUACUAUUGUUACCUAAGGAUUUACCUUCCGGUAAUCAGCCUAUACUUGAGAGCCCCAUAACUGCGGAAGCAGUGGGGGCGCUGCUGUUUGAAGAAAAAGGUGUCGGUUCCCCUACAAUUCUUCUACGCACUGCGGUGCCGAUGGUUGUAGAUGUUAAUUACUUCCCGGGUUAUGCUGGGAUGUCCGAAGUGGAACGCCGUAUAACGGAAAUGAUCGAGUCAAGUGUUGUUUCAAAAGAUUGCUAA